UUGAAACUCUCCCCUGCCUUCCUUGACCCUCCUGGCCCCUUAUUUCUCCCUUAUUCCUGGUGGGAGGAGAGACUUUGGUCUGCUUCUCCCUCUGAAAUUUCUGGAAUCCUGGCAGGAGCACUGAAUCCCCACCAUCACCCUCUAACCAGACUCAGGUGGCCCCCACCUCCUCUCAUGUGUUCUGUCAUUACACCUUGGAGGAUGCUGGGCCCUGGAGUGGACUGGCCCACACCCCAAUCCUAGCUCAGCCUCCUUCACUCUGCUCAGAAGACUGGCUAGCUCUGGUCCUGACCCCUGGAGGUCAUCAUGAUGAUUGGUGAGAGCAGGUGGUGUGAAGAGCUGCAGAGGAGGCCUGGGCAGGCCCAUGCCCGCGCUGUCAGUGUUAGAGCACCAAUCAGGGUACCAGCUGCCCAGGGCAGCUGUGAGUGCUCUGGUCAGUGGGUCUGCUGUGGUGGGGCCACAGACAAUCAUUUUCCUAGGCCCCAGGGAUACUCAGCCUGGACCUCUGGUCCUCACUACAAGCUUGGGGGUCUGCUGGGUAUGAAGACACCUCGAAUCUAACUGCAGUGCCACAGAAUGGUCACUGGGUCCUAGAACUGAGUUGCCGUGCUCUGAGGUGAGGUGAGGGGAAAGCCAGUCCUUCCCCCUUUAGCCCUUGAAAACUCUGUUUCUUGACAAAGUGACAGGAAUAAAGCUUCCACCAUAAGCAAAGAGCUGGCACUGGUAUAUUGCUGAUCAAGGUCGAGAGCCCCUUGGCCAGAGCUCAAACAACCCUCUGCCUAGCCCAGCACAGCCUCUCUGGCUUCUCAGGACCCCAGGGAAGAGCCAGUCCCCACCAUCAUAAAAUAACAGGAUGUUAAAGCACCUGGAAGGGACCAGAGAGACACCUUGCUCACCUGUCAUUUUAGUGAUGAAGAUAUACAGUUUGCCUGUGAGGAUCUCUAAUCCCCUACUCACUGCAAGUGUUUUCAUAUAAAAAUGAGGUGCCUGAACUCAUAUCUUGAUAAAUGGUAAAAUUUCUCUCCCAUCCCCCCUCUGAUCUUGAGCUUCCUUCCCAUCUCCAUUGGAAAUGACAUGUGAACUGCUUGUUCCAAACCCAGAGGAGCAAAGGUAAUUUUUGUCAGCAGAGCUGUGUCAAAAUUACUCUGAUCAAAAAGUGACAGUGCUCCACAUCUGGGCGGGCAGUUACAGUGAAUGGAAGCAGUGCUAUACCUGGUGACCUGGCUUGGGCAGACUGAACUCCAGGGAUGUCCCAGAGGGUCUAACCUUACCCCUUCACCCCAAGUGGUCUGAUGCCCCUAUGUAUCAGCUUUGCCCCAAAAUGAGCUUGAGCCGACCUAAAGUUGCUGAGUCAGUAUUAGUGUCAAUCUCCAGAGACAGUGCAGCCUGGCCUGACCCUACCAUGUCACAUGGAGGAGAGUGAGUGGAGAUGGAUGGGUGGCAGGAGGGGAUGCUAUUCUCCAAAAUCUUAAAGUCCCCUCUAGGUUUAUCUCAGUUUACCGCCAGAGGGCACAGUGAGGAAAUGACUACCCUAGACUCUUCUGGCGCGAGGGAGAGUAAGGUGCUUCUGGAUUGGUCCUGACAGCCACAUGGCCCUCGCAUAAUUGGCUGGAUGGGCAGUGAAGUCUGCUGCUAAUCUGGCUUCAUUUAGGGACACCCCCGCAAAUACUGGCAUCCUUAACCUAUGGUGUCCCCGGGAAGGGCACACUGUCCCAUUGUCCAGAGACUGACCCGAGUAUAAAGUUGCUCCCGCAGGAAGCUGAAUCUCCUGUCGGCUGAGGCCUCAUGUGAUCCUCCCGGGAGUGGGAUGGAUAUCCUCUGUCCUGAGAGGGGUGGGGCCGUGUCCAGCUGUCCCCGCACUGACGCGAGGUGCACCCCAGAGCCGCUCAGGUUUCCCCCGUGCCCCGCCUGUCCCAGUGGCUGAGCCAGCAUCCCAGGCAUCCUCGGGCUAAAUAAGGAGCCUGCUUGGGUCAGGGGGCGGGCGCUGGGGUCCCCGGGGGGCUUGGGGCAACCACGCCAAACAAGGCAAGAAGGGGAGCCAUGUAUAAAACCAGAGCCCAGGGCUGAACACCUGCCCGCGUUCCUAGUGCACCUUCCGGAAGGGCUCCGUGCAGCCUGCUAUCCAGGUAGUUGACUUAGGUCCCGAAGUCGACCGCCCCUGCCCCACGGUGAGUCCCGACCAACCCUAGACACUCCCACACCAGGUAUGUCCUUAAUCCGAAGGGAAAAGCCUGAAAGUCUCAAUCUCUAGGUCAGCCUAGACCCCCCUCCCCGCCCCGUGUUUGUUUUCCGCUCCCCAGAUGUCCAAAGCAGCUCCCGCCAAAAAACCUGCGGCUGCGGCCCCGCCUCCCGGAUGUACCCUGGAUAUUAACGACCCCCAGGUCCAGAAAGCGGCCAUUCGUAUCCAGGCCUCUUACAGGGGCCACAGGUCCCGGAAGGAGCUGCGGGAGAAGGGGCCGCCGCGAGUGCUGGAGCCGCUGAAGGACGUGGUGUUGAUCGAGGGCAGCGCGGCUAAGCUGACUUGCCGCAUUUCGGCUUUCCCGGACCCAUUCAUCCGCUGGAGCAAGGAUGGCAAGGAGCUGCGCGACGGGCCCAAGUAUCGCUACGUCUUUGAGGACCCUGACGUGGUCGCAUUAGUGGUGCGCGAUGGAGAGCUGGCGGACUUGGGCCAGUACAGCAUCAACGUAACCAAUCCCUUUGGCCAGUGCUCCGACUCGGCGCGCAUCCUCGUGGAAGUCCCGGCGAAAAUUCAAAAGGGACCAGAUAACACUAAGGCGCGCAAAGGCACCACGGUGACGCUGACUGCAGAGAUCUUGGGCGAGCCAGCGCCCGACGUGGGCUGGACCAAGGACGGGGAGGACAUCGAGGAGGACGACAGGGUGUUCUUCGAGAUCGGCAGUACCACCACGACGCUGACCAUCCGCCGGGCCACACCCCAGGACAGCGGCAAGUACGAGGUGUACGUGGAGAACAGCCUGGGCAUGGACCAGAGCUUUGCUCGCGUGGACGUGGCCUGAAAGGGACCCUCAGACCUUUCGCCCUGGCUCCAAGCCGGGGGGUGGGUGGCACCAACAACCCCUCUCCAUCUUGCUUAAUAAAGCUGCUCUCUCUGACCUUCCGCAUCUAUUCUCGUCUUUUGAGUUGCCAUUUCCUCUCCCUAGCACACACAACCACACUUAUUUCAGACCUACACACAGAGGUCACAGAAUGUUGGGAUCAGAGGGAAGUUUGGAGAGUGCCUAGUUCAGUGCCUUACUUUACAGACAGUAAGUCCAGGAUAAGC
Molecule: messenger RNA, 3283 nt
Organism: Pteropus alecto (black flying fox)
Lineage: Eukaryota; Metazoa; Chordata; Mammalia; Chiroptera; Pteropodidae
Gene: SPEGNB
Product: CAVP-target protein
Exons: 4
Coding region: 2301-3017 (238 amino acids)
Biological process (GO): homophilic cell-cell adhesion
Cellular component (GO): plasma membrane
Molecular function (GO): protein binding
Source: RefSeq, a predicted model, not a curated record